Podospora pseudocomata is the source of this 2154-nucleotide messenger RNA. RefSeq lists its product as uncharacterized. Gene Ontology annotation, cellular component: nucleus. The transcript has a single exon. The coding region runs from base 1 to 2154 and encodes 717 amino acids. Lineage: Eukaryota; Fungi; Ascomycota; Sordariomycetes; Sordariales; Podosporaceae. The record is from RefSeq and is a predicted model, not a curated record. Gene Ontology annotation, molecular function: exonuclease activity; nucleic acid binding.
AUGGGUAAAAAGAAAAACAACAUGGCGAACCGCGGAGUUGCCAGUGCCUUGGCCACCGCCAAUCUACCACUCAUCAAUCUCACCAAUCUCACCAAGGACACGGAACCUGCCGCAACACCAGUGGCUCGGAGUGACUCUGAAGGAAAAUCCUCCUCGGGCAGUCUUAAGCGGCCCGGUCCUCAUGAUGAUGAUGCUGACGACGAUGACGGUUGGCAGACCAUUGAGCGCGGCCGGCCAGUUAAAAAACACAAGAAGAUUCCCACUCCCAACUCAGCUCGAUAUCCUGCCCUGCAUUUCUCAGAGAAGUCAAGACUGCAGUCCAAGGUCAACCUUUCAGCUUUCCGCGAUCUAAUCCUGUAUCUUUUCGCCGAUGGUCCCGCGCCACAAUGGAUCUCCGUCUCACAGCGCCCAGAGUUCAGAAAGGUUGUUGCCAUCAUGGUGCCUGGUCUGGAGGAGGCCAUGUUCGAGCCCGGUGUCGACUAUUCUAAGUAUCAGACGCCCACGCUGGAUCAAGCGAUCAAGCAGAUUGGCGAUGGUUCUUCUCCAGAUCACUACUACCCUCGGCCUCUCAGCAAAGAGGCCUUGCCAACCUCGUUGCAACCGUUUGCAGACAUGUUCCCGCACCUCUGGCCUGUCAAGGCACCCGGGGACGACAAGUAUGGCAGAUUACACUCGCCUUUGACCACGAUGCUCACUGCUCCUCUGAAUAAGAACAAAGACAAGAGCAAAGACAAGGCCGGGCCAGACUCUCACAGAGAUAUCAGAACUAGAAUCACCGAGUUCCUCGCCACUCCAGAAGAACUGAUGGACAACGGAUUUCCAGUGCACCCAGCCUUGCUGCCAGAAGGCGAGCGCAGGGACUCUUUUAAGAAUCCAGAAGGGUGGGCACACACCAGGGUCAGCAAGCUUGAAGAUGGAGAUGUUCCCGAGAGCGAAAUCCAGCAAGGGAGCAUCACAGCUGGGCGAGAGGUCCUUGCCAUCGACUGCGAGAUGUGUUUGACCGGGCCUGGCGAGCUUGCUCUCACGAGAGUGAGCUUGGUUUCUUGGGAUGGCGAAACAGUUCUUGACGAGUUGGUCAAGCCUGAGAAGCCCAUCACCGAUUAUGUCACCCAAUACUCAGGAAUCACCAAAGAGAUGCUCGAUCCUGUCACAACAACCCUUAGCGAUAUCCAGGCUAAACUGCUUGAUCUUUUACAUCCCCGCACAAUCCUCUUGGGUCACUCACUUGAUUCGGAUCUCAAAGCUCUCCAACUCGCCCAUCCCUUCAUCGUGGACACGUCGAUGCUCUUCCCCCACGCUCGCGGCCCACCGCUCAAAAACUCACUCAAGUACCUUGCCCAACGCCACCUGAGCCGUGAAGUCCAGAAAGGCGGUGGCACCAUCAACGGGCAUGACAGUGUGGAAGACGCCAAAACCUGUUUAGACCUCGUCAAGAAGAAGUGUGAGAAAGGAAAGGCCUGGGCUACCGGUGACUCCCAAGGUGAGAAUUUGUUCAGACGCCUCGCCCGCUCUGGAACAGCCUACCGCGCCACAGCCGGGCCCGAGGCAACUGGCGGUCUCCCUGUGGGGAAAACGAGUGCAGCUGUUGAAUGGGGCGAUGUGUCCAGAAGUGCUUGCAACGCUGCGACGGUUGCCAUAUCCUGCAAGACGGACGCCGAGGUUGAAGCGGGCGUGAUUCGCGCAGUCAAGGGCGACCCGGAUGGAUUGGAGGUUCCAGGAGGCGGUGUUGACUUUGUCUGGGCGAGGUUGAGAGAGUUGGAGUUUGUUCAGGGGUGGGCCAACAGACACAAGCCGAACACUCCUCCUGUUGCUACGGUUGCAGAGGAGACGCCCGAGGUUCAAGACGUGAAUGGCGAUGCUGAGAAAGAGGCAGUUUCUCCUCUGCAGGAGUGCCUAUCUACGCUUGCGCAGCGACUCCAGAGGAUCCACGCUGCGUUGCCCCCUUGUACACUGUUGAUGGUGUUGAGCGGGACGGGCGACCCGAGGGAGAUGAGCAGACUGCAGGCUAUGCAUUCCCAGUUCAAGAAGGAGUAUAACACUCCUGGGACGAAGUGGGAUCAGCUCAGUGUGAAGUGGACGACGGACGAGGAGGACGCGUUGAGGAAGGCAGUCAAGGUGGCGAGGGCCGGUGUUGGAUUCCUAAGCGUCAAAUGA